Molecule: messenger RNA, 3960 nt
Organism: Colletotrichum higginsianum IMI 349063
Lineage: Eukaryota; Fungi; Ascomycota; Sordariomycetes; Glomerellales; Glomerellaceae
Product: Phospholipid-transporting ATPase
Exons: 3
Coding region: 1-3960 (1319 amino acids)
Biological process (GO): phospholipid translocation; retrograde vesicle-mediated transport, Golgi to endoplasmic reticulum; endocytosis
Cellular component (GO): trans-Golgi network; endosome; plasma membrane
Molecular function (GO): ATP hydrolysis activity; ATP binding; magnesium ion binding
Source: RefSeq, a predicted model, not a curated record
AUGCCUUCCCAAACUUCAUACCGUUCCGCGGAUCCGCCAGGCUCCCCGGGGAAUGAUUCUGAUUCAGACCUCGAUCUCGACAUCCAGGAGCUCGAUCCUGCGACCACAACCACCGAACGCAGUUCUGGCCUCAUCCGACACGACCGCCAAUCCACCGAGCACCGAUCACCACGUAUAGCACUGCGGAAUCUUCGCAUGGGGGGCUCACGCCGCGCUGGGCAGAAGGCCAGGGGAUACGGCGAACUCGGCCAGAACCGUGACGACGCCAGCGAGGAUGCCCAAGCACUUCUCGGCGAGCCCGGAGGUUCUUCGUCGCGGUAUAGGGACGGAAACCCAGGCGCAGGCUCGGACGACGAUUCGCCUCUCCUCCCCGGCGGCUCGCCUCCCAGGCGCCGCUCCUUCGCCGGAGAUAGGUUCGAGCGCCUCACUUCCAGCCUACGACUCCCUAGCUUUAUGUCCAAUUCGGGCACCCAGGAAGCCGCCAAGGACGAUGGGCAAGACCAAGACGAGGAUGACCCGUCGAGCUCCCGUCUCGUUGCCGUAGGGUCAUCGCAGGCGACAAGAUUCCCUCCGAACCUCAUAUCCAACGCCAAGUACACGGCGCUCACCUUCCUGCCCGUCACACUAUACAACGAAUUCUCGUUCUUCUUCAACAUGUACUUUUUGCUGGUGGCUUUAUCCCAGGCGAUCCCUGCCCUACGAAUCGGCUACCUCACGACAUAUGUUGCACCGCUGGCCUUUGUGCUGGUGAUCACCAUGGGAAAGGAGGCUUACGACGAUAUCGAGAGGAGGAGGAGGGAUAAUGAGGCGAAUGCGGAGGCGUAUACAGUCUUGGUGUUCGAAGAGCCUGGCCGGGGGAUGGUUUCUGGGCAGCGGUCUCACAAGAGGCUCAAGUCGGAUUCCCUGAGGAAAAAGGGCAAAAACACGGUCAACAACCGAGACAGACUAUCGGAUAUUCGAGAGGAAGAAGAGCGGGCCGAAGGAGACGGGCCUGUCGCAGAGCCGUCCUCAUUUGUCCGCGAAGUCGGCCGAAAGUCGCGCGACCUCAAGGUUGGCGAUGUCCUCAAGUUGAGCAAGGGGCAAAGAGUCCCCGCCGACGUGGUGAUUCUGAAGUGCAUCACCUCAGAGACGACAAAUGCAUCGCCCGUCAUGGAGACAAUCGCGGAGGAAGAAUCGUUGCUGGUAAAUACGGACGAAGAGCCCGAGAACGUAAAGUUACCAACAAAGGGCAAAGAAGUUGAGAGCAACGACAGCGGCGGCGGCGCAACUGGCGAGACUUUCAUCAGAACUGACCAACUGGAUGGAGAAACAGACUGGAAGCUGCGGCUGGCAUCGCCCUUAUCGCAAACCCUGCCCACGGAAGAGUUUGUUCGUCUCCGUGUCACGGGAGGUAAGCCGGAUAGAAAGGUGAACGAGUUCUUGGGUACAGUCGAGCUACUACCCAGCAGACGAGACGCCCAAGAUCAACAGGGAGCACUCGACGGAGACGAAGGAACAUCGGCCCCUUUGUCGAUAGACAACACAGCUUGGGCGAACACCGUCAUCGCCUCCAACGCCACCACGCUCGCAGUCAUCAUGUACACUGGACCUCAGACAAGAUCGGCGCUGUCGACCGCUCCCUCGCGAUCGAAGACCGGUCUCCUGGAGUACGAAAUCAACUCCUUGACCAAGAUUCUGUGCGCCCUGACCUUGGCACUCUCUAUCAUUCUUGUGGCCUUGGAGGGCUUCGGCAACACCGAGGGCAACGUCUGGUACAUCAAGAUCAUGCGAUUCUUGAUCCUUUUCUCGACCAUUGUACCCAUCAGUCUGCGCGUCAAUCUCGACAUGGGUAAGAGCGCGUACUCCUGGUUCAUCCAACGCGACCCUGGUAUUCCCGGGGCCGUUGUUCGAACAAGCACGAUCCCCGAAGACCUGGGCAGAAUCGAGUAUCUGCUCAGUGACAAAACUGGCACCUUGACACAGAACGAGAUGGAGAUGAAGAAAAUCCACGUCGGCACGGUUUCCUACGCCAACGAGGCCAUGGACGAGGUCACGUCGUAUGUCAAGCAAGGCUUCCAUAUUCAACCGACCACCGACCCUUCGUCGCACACGAUGUUGAUCACCCCUUCGUCGACGUUCGCAAACUCGACCAACGUCGGAGCGACCCGUACGAGAAGAGAGAUCGGGUCCCGUGUGCGAGACGUAGUCCUUGCUCUGGCGUUGUGCCACAACGUGACGCCGACGACAGAGGAAGAAGACGGAAAGACCGUGGUCUCGUACCAGGCGUCUUCUCCAGACGAAAUUGCCAUCGUCCGUUGGACCGAGUCCGUUGGCCUCCGCCUCGCCUAUCGGGACCGUACAAGCAUGGUCCUCGAGUCAACGGAAAACGGCCGCGAGAUUGUCCGCGUGCGCAUCCUCGACGUCUUCCCUUUCACGUCCGAAGGAAAGCGCAUGGGCAUUGUCGUUCAGUUCUUUGAGCAGGCUCAGUCAACAGCACCGAAUCUUGCCGAUAGCGAGAUUUGGUUCUACCAAAAGGGUGCUGAUACGGUCAUGAGCCCCAUAGUCGCCGAGAACGACUGGCUCGACGAGGAAACAUCCAACAUGGCUCGGGAGGGUCUUCGCACACUCGUGGUCGGACGCAAACGUCUAUCGUACGAACAGUACAAAGAGUUCACCGGAAGCUACCAGGCAGCUUCGCUAGCCAUCGCCGGCCGCGACGCCGGCAUGCAGCGUGUCGUGGCUCAGUACCUCGAGCGCGAUCUGGAACUUCUCGGCGUCACCGGCGUCGAGGACAAGCUUCAGAAAGACGUCAAGCCAUCGCUGGAGCUGUUGAGGAAUGCCGGCAUCAAGAUCUGGAUGUUGACUGGUGACAAGGUCGAGACGGCACGCUGUGUCGCCGUGAGCUCCAAGCUGGUCGCCCGCGGCCAGUACAUCUACACCGUAUCCAAGCUUAAGAAGAAGGACAAUGCGCAGGACCACCUCGACUUCCUCCGGGGCAAGACGGACUCCUGCCUUCUGAUAGACGGCGAGAGUCUGGCUCUGUUUCUGACCCAUUUCCGGAUCGAGUUCGUGUCCGUUGCCGUACAGCUCCCGACUGUUGUUGCUUGCCGGUGCUCCCCGACGCAGAAGGCGGAGAUUGCGAAGCUGAUCAAAGAGUACACCAAGAAACGCGUCUGCUGCAUCGGUGACGGCGGCAACGAUGUCUCCAUGAUCCAGGCGGCGGACGUCGGUGUUGGUAUCGUGGGCAAGGAGGGUCGCCAGGCCAGUUUGGCGGCCGACUUCUCGAUCGAGCAGUUCUUCCACUUGACCAAACUCCUGGUCUGGCACGGACGAAACAGCUACAAGCGCAGCGCCAAGCUUGCCCAGUUUGUCAUACAUCGCGGGCUGAUCAUUGCCGUCUGCCAGACCAUGUACAGCAUCGCCAUCAAAUUCGAGCCUGAAGGUCUUUACAAGAACUGGCUUCUCGUGGGAUACUCCACCGUGUACACCGCGUUCCCUGUUCUCUCGCUUGUCCUCGACAAGGACGUAGACGAGAACCUGGCUAACCUCUAUCCCGAACUGUAUAAGGAGCUCACCUCCGGGCGGUCACUGUCUUAUCGGACCUUCUUCGUCUGGGUUGCCGUUUCAAUCUAUCAAGGCUGCACCAUCCAAGGGCUCUCGCAGAUCCUCACAGAAGUCGAGGGGCCCAAGAUGGUGGCCGUAUCAUACACCGUGCUGGUGCUCAACGAGCUCCUCAUGGUUGCCAUUGAAAUCACGACGUGGCAUCCCGUCAUGAUCAUCUCCAUCGUCGGCACCUUUGUCGUGUUCGUGGGCUCUGUGCCGUUCCUGGGCGACUAUUUUGACCUCCAAUUCAUCAUUACACUGGGGUUCAUCUGGCGCGUUCUCGCCAUCGCGGCCAUAUCGCUCAUCCCGCCGUACGCGGUGAAACUCAUCAGGAGGACGAUGAAGCCGCCCUCGUACAGGAAAGUGCAGAGCACGUAG